Molecule: messenger RNA, 3439 nt
Organism: Tigriopus californicus
Lineage: Eukaryota; Metazoa; Arthropoda; Copepoda; Harpacticoida; Harpacticidae
Exons: 1
Coding region: 927-3395 (822 amino acids)
Biological process (GO): protein phosphorylation
Molecular function (GO): ATP binding; protein kinase activity
Source: RefSeq, a predicted model, not a curated record
AAUUAUCAAUUCCCAAAUUAAAAACCCGGCUAUCAACGGAUACUUGGUCAAAAAGGCAAAUUUUUGUUGGGCUCCCUCCCUGUUCUCUUGGAGAGGAGAAAAAAGAGUGAGACAGUGAGUGAGCUGUGAGCUAGCCAAUAGCCAAUAGCUAACAAGCAAUAAAUAGCUAACAGUUAACGGCUAAUGGCCAAAAGCUAUAGCACUAUAGCACUACAGCACUAGAGUGGGCAGGCAAUCCGAUAGGAAGCGAGUUGAAGACGGACGGAGAAGCUAUCAUUACAAGGUCAUCAUCAUGGCCCGAAGUUUUCAACUUGGCACGAUCACGGUCAGGCUAAUGUCGAGCUGACUGACUGGCUGACUGACUGACUGACUUAUGAACUACCGAGUGAUUGAUUGACUGACUUCGUGUUUGGCCGCACCACACUGCCUGUCCCCUUGAGAGUCGAGCUCUUGCUCCGGCCUCAAAUCAUCAAAGCUUGGCCACUUCUUAGUAGCCAAACUUCUCUCUCCUCUAUCUCCAUGUUGAAGAUUCUCUUGUUGUACGUAGUAGUGCUCUCGUUUUACGGACGUGGGUCCAAUCAAUGAAUGCAUCCACUACCGACCGAUCUAGUUUGAUUUGUCUGACCGUCUGUCUAUGUGCCCGCCCCGGAUCGUACCAUUCUAGAACGGGUGAGACUCGUGUGUGACGGCGGAUUCUCAGCGAUAUCUAUAGUGGAUCGUCGUAGUCCAGAGUACUGACUGGCAUUGGCUGGGAUUGGCUGGGAUCCGUCCUAUCAAGCACGUUACUCGCGUCCUCUGGGUUUGCUCCAGGUUUCCUUUGCCCAUUGGGUGGUUGGGAGUGGGGAUGGGGCGCUGGAAUCACUCUGUUUGAUGCGCAAUUGGUGCUCGUCAAGCCUAGAUCCAUCCCCAGGUCCGCGGAUUGGGCCAUGAACCAGGACGGAGAACAUCGCCGCGAGAGCCAUUUGAUGGACGAGUGUCGCACUAAAUUGGGAGUCUUAACUUGCUUGGAGGCGCCUGCCUCUCGAAGCAGUACCAUAGGCAGUCCCUUGGGCAGUCCCAUUGGGCCUAGGGGUGUGACAGGCAUGGCAGGCACACCAGGUGGUCUGGGGACUGGCAGUGGGAGCGGCAGUGGAUCUGCCACCGGGGUGGGGGGCCCAACGGGCGCCAGUGUUGGGGCCGCUGGUGGAGGGAGCGGCUAUCCCAUCCACCGAUCCGACAUACCUGAAUAUUCAAGUCCUUGUUCCCCGGGGCCUGAGCGUUGGGGGGAAUUCCGUAACACUCAUCGGACUCGACCCACGUUAAGUAUGAGUUCGGUGGCGGGAACCGGUCUUGGAAGCAGUCCUGUCGUGUGUGGUUCGUACACCCCAGCCACCUCAACUCCAACGUUUUCGUCUUCGUCUAUUCGUUCUUCCGUCAGUAGCCUUUCCAAGCCGAAUGCCAUCAAGUUCUCGACGACCAUCGGACAACGGCGACCCCCUUCGUCUCUCACAUUCAUAAGCACCCCAUCCCCUGGUGAAAAGAAUCUAUUUUCAUCGGGUCACUUGCCAGAAGCUUCCGUGAUAGAACAGGAGAGAAAACUGAAAGAGAUCAUGAGUCAGACAGGCAUCCUUUGCGUCAAACAUCAGCGAGUCCCAACCAAACUCGAUGACCUGGAGUUAGUUGGUGAUCUGGGCAAUGGCACCUGCGGGCAUGUUGUGAAAAUGCGCCAUAAACCUUCGGGCCAAAUCCUCGCUGUCAAACAAAUGCGCAGAACUGGCAACAGCGAUGAAAAUAAGCGCAUCAUCAUGGAUUUAGAUGUGGUUCUGAAAUCAAAUGAUUGCGAACAAAUAGUGCUAUGUUUGGGCUGUUUCAUUACGGAUUCAGAGGUUUGGAUUUGCAUGGAGCUCAUGUCGACCUGCUUUGACAAACUCAUCAAACAGUUCCGUCAACCUAUUCCAGAACCCAUUUGUGGGAAAGUGGCAGUUUCUACUCUGAAAGCUUUGAAUUAUUUGAAAGAAACGCACCGAGUUAUCCACCGUGAUGUAAAACCAUCUAAUAUUCUACUUGAUUCCAAUGGUCGAAUCAAGUUGUGUGAUUUUGGGAUCUCCGGACGUUUGGUAGACUCCAAAGCCAAAACCCGGAGCGCGGGUUGCGCUGCAUAUAUGGCUCCUGAGAGGAUCAAUCCUCCUAAUCCUAGUAAACCAGAUUAUGAUAUUCGGGCAGACGUGUGGAGCCUUGGUAUUACGCUCGUCGAAUUGGCGACAGGACAUUUUCCCUACCGUGAUUGCAAAACUGAUUUUGAGUUAUUAACAAAAGUCCUCGAAGACGAUCCUCCCCUCCUACCUCGAAAUCAAGAUUUUUCCCCCGAGUUCUGUUCCUUCGUGCGAGAUUGUCUAAUGAAAAACUACAGAGAUCGGCCAAAGUACAAAAAGCUUCUCCAACAUCCUUUCAUUUUGAAGUAUGAGGUAGAAUCUGUGGAUGUUGGAUCGUGGUAUCGAAGAAACGAACAUGAAUUCAAAAGUCAAGCAACUUAUGAUGCGCAACCAAACCGAAGUUUUUCGAAAAAUGCUAGUCGUAGUGUCAGCGGAUUGGAGACGCCAAAUGAAAGAAGUGUGUUCAAGCCUCAACCCAGCCCCCGGGUGGUUCGCUCUUGGAGGCCCUCGGCUGUCACACCAUCGGCUUCGGACCGUAAUGCAGAUGGUGUUUUCAAAUCUCAUCCCAAGGGACAAGAUCCUCAAUCAUUUUCUCAACCGGGACUUUAUGAAAAAGUGACGAGGCCGCAGGCAAGCCUGACUUCUCGGGGACCUUCGAUGGGGGGUGGUUUCAGUCACAUGAACUCUCAGUUGAGUGGUUCAAUAAACUAUGAAAGGCCAAGCCAAUCUUACCGAGAGUUUGCUGCCAGCACCAAUAUUGGACCCAGCCAAGGUCCUCAAGACUCGAGCGGGAUGGGGAUUGGCUCGGCCAGUCGCAAGUAUUUGAGAAACAUUCAAAACUCGGCCGAUUCGAAGCUCGAAUUUACAUACCCCAGCUCUGGUGCUGCCACAAGGUCAGAGAGGUCUCCCAAUUCAUCCCAUUUAUUUCACGAGUACCGCACUGGAAUUCAAAAUGUCGUAUCCUCCGAGCAACCCGUCGAACGGAAACAAACUAGAGGACCAGUUCCCGAACAAAGGCGUCCAACUACUACCUCACAAGUGCUAGAAAGUAAUUAUCAACCUGAACGACAGGGGAGGAGUUAUUUUCCGAAUUGGAGAUCUUUUAGUGGUUGGAAUUGGCAGUCGCCAAUAACACUCAGGCGGCAGCGUACCUCGAGUUCAGAUCGAUCAUCUGGAUCCAAUUUUGAUACCAGUAAACGAUUGUUGCCGGCUUACCGAAGUUGGAAUGAAAAAGAUGAAUAUUCCAAUAAUCUGCGUAGAUGAUGUAAAACUUGUUUAAUGAAAUGAAAACAUAAUUGACUACAGUC